Syzygium oleosum is the source of this 1278-nucleotide messenger RNA. RefSeq names its product ubiquitin C-terminal hydrolase 12-like. NCBI's taxonomy places the organism in Eukaryota, Viridiplantae, Streptophyta, Magnoliopsida, Myrtales, Myrtaceae. Gene Ontology annotation, molecular function: protein binding. Bases 67 to 693 code for a protein of 208 amino acids. The record is from RefSeq and is a predicted model, not a curated record. The transcript has 6 exons.
CACGAUCGUCAACUGCAUUCGACCAUCCUAUAUACCAAGUUCAAAAAGAAACAGUCUUAUGUAAACAUGGAUGAAGAAGCUUAUGGAAUAACUACAGAGAUUAGAGAGGUCCCGCCGGCACAAUAUGUGUUCAAGAUCGAGUCUUUCUCUUUGUUGUCGAAGAACAACAUCGACGUGUAUGAGACGAACGAGUUUGAAGCUGGAGAUCAGAAGUGGAGAUUGAUUCUGUAUCCCAAAGGAGACAAAAGCAGAAACGGAGGAGAUCAUUUGUCUAUAUAUCUGGCGAUUUCCAAGAGCACUCCUUUGAAAGUUGGCUCCGAGAUAAAUGCGACAGUAAGGUUCUUUGUGUUGGACAGAAUUCGCGACCAGUACUUGACGAAACAAGGGAGAGCUACAAGGUUUCACGUGAUGCAGUCUCAAUGGGGCAUUCCGAGAUUUAUGCCGUUGGCGACUUUCACCGACCCAUCCAAUGGAUACCUCAUUGACGACACCUGCGUUUUUGGAGUGGAGAUUGUCGUCAUCAAGAAUUCGGGCUUGGGCGAAUGUUUCACACCGAUAGAGGGAAGGUGCGGCUAUAUCCGAGGGGUGAUUCGACAGAGAGGGACAAAAGCCUUUCAAUAUAUCUUUGUUUGGCCGAUUCAGGGAAACUCGAUCUUGGGCAGAAAGUUAACGCAAGCUUCACCAUUUGGUUGAGAGGCGAAGAUGGCACUGUUUAUGGGGCGAUGACGAGUAAAGGUUCGAAUUGGUUCAGUCGUUCAACCACUUCGUGGGGUUGGCCUUGUUAUGCGUCCCUGAAAAAGAUUCAAGAUUCCCUUGUGGACGAUCACUGUAUCAUUGAGGCCGAAGUCACCAGCCUUGGCACAGCCAGACAACUGCCCUGAUAAUUGGGUUUGAGCUCAUGAUGAGGCGGCGGUUCCUAUCAUUGUUUCCUCCACGUACCACUAGUAGUUUUAAGCCAGUAAAACUUGUCGAACUGCUUUUUUGCUACUAGUUGAUCGAUGCUUUGCUCUCUUUUAAUUCAUGAGUUCCUCUAGCAUAGACGAAUUGUCGAACCUACUCUCUCUUACUAGCUCGCGUUCACCAAAAUUGACAGCCAAUUCCGACUUUAGGAAGAUUUCCUGGGAACAAACAUCCAAUUGCAGCUCCCUUUCGCGGUGUCCUUUUGCUGUCACAUGCUCCGCAUCUGAUUACAAACAAUUAUCUCGAGCCGCAUCAAGACUAACUUAUUUCAAAAUGAUCGCUGGUUGCACUGUGGGUCACACAUCUUCAGGAGUUCAU